GUUCUUGUGAUCCACGCCUUGAUCAACACAACCAAGUCGCCCUUCCCUACAUGCAAGGAAGCAACGCGAUACAAUACUAUUAUGUCCGCCAUGGAGUCAACGGACACCACGGUCGAGCCUGCAGAAUUACUCGGAGAUGGCAAGGAAGGCAACCUCACCUACACGCGACAAGCUGGACAUAUCUCUGCGCUCAAAUCACCUGGCUUGAUGGAACUCCUGGCCGAGAAAGGGAUCAAGUCGCUGGUACUUGCUGGACUGAGUACCUCGGGAUGCGUGUUGAGGACAGCAUUGCAGGCUACAGACGAGGAGUUCGUUGUUACUGUCAUUAGAGAUGGGUGUGCCGACGCUAAAGAAGGGCUGCAUGACAUGUUGAUGGAGAAUAUUUUGAAUGGCAGGGGAUAUGUAGUCACCGCACACUGCUUCCAGGAACUCUUUGAGGAGACCAGAAGCCUGCAAUAA
Molecule: messenger RNA, 459 nt
Organism: Aureobasidium namibiae CBS 147.97
Lineage: Eukaryota; Fungi; Ascomycota; Dothideomycetes; Dothideales; Saccotheciaceae
Product: Isochorismatase hydrolase
Exons: 1
Source: RefSeq, a predicted model, not a curated record